Molecule: messenger RNA, 882 nt
Organism: Lycium ferocissimum
Lineage: Eukaryota; Viridiplantae; Streptophyta; Magnoliopsida; Solanales; Solanaceae
Exons: 3
Coding region: 1-882 (293 amino acids)
Source: RefSeq, a predicted model, not a curated record
AUGGCAGCAACCUUUGUCAAGAAAUGGUAUCCUCCUAGCAAGAAGGCUGAGAUCCGUGACAAAAUGGAGCAGCACCCUCCUAAAAAGGGAGGAAUUCCUAGUGACACUAUUCCAAAUCCGAAGAAUGAGGGAGGCAAUGUAGACCGUGUGUUUGCUAUCAGUACUCGGAGUGGUAAAAUACUCCAAAGUGCUGAAAAGGAGAUUGUUGAUGUCGAGCCAAUUAAUGAAGAGGAAGAGGUGCAGUCUGAUACACCAAUUAUUGUUGAUAAGGUUCGUAGGGAAGAGAAAGUUGCUGAUAUUCUAGAAAGUUUGAAGGUGGUUGCUAAUAAGAGCAAGCAGACUAAUAAGAAAGAUGCUAAGUUCGAGAAUUUUUAUGAUCAACUGAAGCAAUUAUCUCUGAGCUUUCCAUUCUUGGAUCUUUGUCAAGGAGAUGCCCAGUUUUGCAAGUACUUGAAAGACCUGUUGACUAAGAAGAAAAUAGUGCAACAUGAAAUAGUGAAUUUGACACACACUGUGAGUUCCAUUAUUUCAACAACUACUGUCCAGAAAAAGGGAGAUCCUGAGGCGUUCAUCAUUCCUUGUUCUGUUGGGUACCAUGAUUUUGCUCGUGCUCUGUGUUAUAAUGGGGCGAGUAUAAAUUUGAUGCCACUUUCUAUCUACAAGCAAUCAGGUCUGGGGAUGCCAUUGCCAACUACUAUGAGAUUACAGAUGGCUGAUAGAUCUAUUAAGUGGCUGGUUGGCAUGGUUGAUGGUGUUCUUAUGCGGGUUGGUAAAUAUAUGUUGCCCGCUGAUUUUGUGAUUCUUGACUGUGCUAUUGAUCGAGAUGCUCCUAUUUUCCUGGGAGACCUUUCCUUGCUACGGGAAGAGCUCUCACGGAUUUAG